Molecule: messenger RNA, 991 nt
Organism: Carica papaya (papaya)
Lineage: Eukaryota; Viridiplantae; Streptophyta; Magnoliopsida; Brassicales; Caricaceae
Product: Ribosomal protein L22p/L17e family protein
Biological process (GO): cytoplasmic translation
Cellular component (GO): ribosome; cytosolic large ribosomal subunit
Molecular function (GO): structural constituent of ribosome
Source: RefSeq, a predicted model, not a curated record
CAACUCCACACAAGAACGGAUUAGGGUUUCUUCUUAUCAACCCUUUAUAAAACCUAUCCCUGCCGUCCCUCUCCUUGCUUCUUCUGCUAACCAGACCUCAGUUUGAGGCAGAAGUAUAGCAGUAACAGCAGCCGCCAUGGUGAAGUAUUCAAGGGAGCCUGACAAUCCGACAAAGUCCUGCAAAGCGAGGGGCUCCGAUCUCAGGGUUCAUUUUAAGAACACAAGGGAGACUGCAUUCGCAAUCAGAAAGCUUCCUUUGGCCAAGGCGAAAAGGUACUUGGAGGAUGUUCUUGCUCACAAGCAGGCUAUACCUUUCCGACGAUUCUGUGGUGGUGUUGGACGCACUGCUCAAGCAAAGAACAGGCAUUCUAAUGGUCAAGGUCGCUGGCCAGUGAAAUCAGCCAAGUUCAUUCUUGAUUUGCUGAAGAAUGCGGAGAGCAAUGCUGAAGUGAAAGGUUUGGAUGUAGAUGCACUCUUUAUAUCACACAUCCAGGUAAAUCAGGCACAGAAACAAAGGCGCCGUACUUACCGUGCUCACGGAAGAAUAAACCCCUAUAUGUCUUCUCCAUGUCACAUUGAGUUGAUUUUGUCCGAGAAAGAAGAGCCUGUGAAGAAGGAGCCCGAGACCCAGUUGGCAACUAGCAAAUCCAAGAAAUCUCAAGCUCUGUGAAGUGGUGCCUCUUCAUAAGUCAUCCUUAAUUUUAAGUUGGGUCAAGGGCCUCCUUUUUUUGUGUUUUGUUGAUUAAAGGGAGGAAUGUUGCUACUAUUUGAUGAUAUAGUUGGUUGAGCUAUUUAUUUAGAUGUAAUGGAUGGUUUUUUCUUUUUCAUUCAAAACCAUGUUUGGGUAAAAUUCCUUUUGAGAUUUUGAUUGGAAACCUAUUCUUGUUUAGGAGUUGAUUAAGUUGCUUAGAACCGAUGAAUAUGUAAUACUAGAUAUUAAUAUCAUUAUUAUAUUUAGUUAUCCUGGAAACAAAAUGAAUUAUUUUAUGAA